Molecule: messenger RNA, 665 nt
Organism: Eurytemora carolleeae
Lineage: Eukaryota; Metazoa; Arthropoda; Copepoda; Calanoida; Temoridae
Exons: 9
Coding region: 66-665 (199 amino acids)
Source: RefSeq, a predicted model, not a curated record
AGAUCAACCUGGGAAUAUGACAAGGAAUAGCAAGAAGUAAAUUAUUACAGCAGAAGAGAACAGGGAUGAAGUAUGAACCUGAUUCAGUUAGAAUCAGUGAUAUUCGUGUAAGUUGUUGUGAAAAGAGGAGCAAAAGUACCUCAUCACCCAAUGGAGGGGCAGACAAUGAUGGGAGUCUUGCUGAACACAAGUUCUACAGAACAGGCAUCAGUUCUGAAUUCACAAAUGGAAAAGAAGAGACUUUUGAUUCUUUGCAGGUUGACCCUGCCAAUUACAACCGGUUAAGUCGGUCAUCUUCAACAAAGGAUGCUGACCCGGCCGGAAAUGUAUUUCAACGUGGGCUUGUCUACUGGGGGGUUUACCUGCCAACCUUUUCAGGAGGAUUACAGGACAGGAAACUUGAAGAUGCUUACCAACGAUAUUCUCAUAGACAAAGACAAAAAUCCCUUAUCCUGGUCAACAUAUUCGAUCUUGCAAUUAAAGUUGUAAUCAUUCUCAAGGUGAGCUGUCGGUUUGAGCCUGGUUCAGAUGAUAAAGUUGGGAGGAAUAUGCUUGGUGAGAAAAAUCUUGUCAACACUACUCAAGAUUUCACAGUGUUUAAUGAACAUGGAAAAGCCAACCAACCCAACAUGAGUCAAACAAAAGGUCUCUGCUUGAUAUCUUAG